GAAAACUCAAACUCCCAAAAUGCAACAUGAACAACUGAGUAAAUCGCGCCUGCGCCCUAAGGUCUCCCUCUUUGGACCUACGUCUCCACUGAAAAGAUGGCCAAGCGCACCAAGAAGGUGGGGAUCGUUGGUAAAUACGGCACCCGUUAUGGUGCGUCGCUGAGGAAGAUGGUCAAGAAAAUUGAAAUCUCCCAGCAUGCUAAAUACACCUGCUCUUUCUGUGGCAAGACCAAGAUGAAGAGGAGGGCUGUUGGCAUCUGGCACUGUGGAUCCUGCAUGAAGACAGUGGCUGGAGGUGCUUGGACUUACAACACAACUUCCGCUGUCACAGUCAAGUCCGCAAUCAGGAGGCUGAAGGAGUUGAAGGACCAGUAAACUAGUGCGCUAAGAUCACUAGUGGAUUUGGGACUUUGUUUUCUAGUUAAUUAAGUUAACCGACCUGGACAUGGCCUCAACAUCCAACAAUAAAGCGGUCUGGAGCGGA
Molecule: messenger RNA, 484 nt
Organism: Acanthochromis polyacanthus (spiny chromis)
Lineage: Eukaryota; Metazoa; Chordata; Actinopteri; Pomacentridae
Gene: rpl37a
Product: ribosomal protein L37a
Exons: 4
Coding region: 97-375 (92 amino acids)
Biological process (GO): translation
Cellular component (GO): ribosome
Molecular function (GO): structural constituent of ribosome
Source: RefSeq, a predicted model, not a curated record